This is a messenger RNA of Vicugna pacos (alpaca), 3316 nucleotides long. It is a transcript of the gene SLC28A3, whose product is annotated as solute carrier family 28 member 3. The record is from RefSeq and is a predicted model, not a curated record. Lineage: Eukaryota; Metazoa; Chordata; Mammalia; Artiodactyla; Camelidae. Gene Ontology annotation, molecular function: purine-specific nucleoside:sodium symporter activity; pyrimidine- and adenosine-specific:sodium symporter activity. Gene Ontology annotation, biological process: pyrimidine nucleoside transport; purine nucleoside transmembrane transport. Gene Ontology annotation, cellular component: plasma membrane.
ACAGGUUCCUACAACAGCAAGGUGGCCUUUUGACAUCAGCAGAGGCUGUGUUCUUCUGCACAGGUACAGGGGACCUCCAGCCCAGACAUCUGGAAAGAAUUCAGAGCCCAGCCAAUUCCAUGAGCAGCAAAAACUCUGUGGAGCUGCUGAGGAUGACAGCCCUCAGAACCCAGGGCCACAGCAACACCGGUUUCCAGGAUGAAGAAGGCUUUUCUGAAAACCAGAACACAUCAGGAAAUGACAACUCAGCAAGCAGCAGAGAUGUGCAAAACAGAGAGCCUGAGAACAGCGAGCAGGGCCAAGAGCGAGUCACGAUUGAGCAGGAUUCCCCAAGGAAGGACGAAGAUGAGGAGGAUGAGCAAGACACUCAUCAGAAAGGGUGCCUGGAAAGGAAGUGUGGUACAGUUUGUGAUUUUUGUAAGAAACACAAAACCACCCUUCAGUACAUCAUCUGGGGCAUUUUAAUAGCAAGUUACCUGGCUCUGGUGAUUGCAGCCUGUGUGCUGAACUUCCACAGAGCCCUCCCUCUUUUCGUGAUCACAGUGGUAGUCAUCUUCUUUGUGGUCUGGGAUCGCUUCAUGGCCAAAUAUGAGUCUCGGAUCGACAAGUUCCUGUCCCCUGGCAGAAGCCUUCUGGACAGCCACUGGUUCUGGCUGAAGUGGGUGACCUGGGGCUCCCUGACCCUGGCAGUUCUGCUCUGGCUGAUCCUGGACACCGCCAAACUGGGCCAACGGCAGCUCGUGUCCUUCGGAGGGCUUGUCAUGUACACUAUCCUGACAUUUCUGUUUUCUAAGCACCCAACCAGAGUUUACUGGAGGCCUGUCUUUUGGGGAAUUGGGAUACAGUUUCUUCUUGGGCUUUUGAUCCUAAGGACUAAACCUGGAUUUAUGGCUUUUGAUUGGUUGGGCAAACAAGUUCAGACAUUCUUGGCGUAUAGUGAUGCUGGUGCUUCGUUCGUCUUUGGUGAGAAAUAUACAGACCACUUUUUUGCAUUUAAGGUCCUGCCCAUCGUGGUUUUUUUCAGCACUGUGAUGUCCAUGUUGUACUACCUCGGACUGAUGCAGUGGAUCGUUAGAAAGGUUGGAUGGAUAAUGCUAGUGACUAUGGGAACAUCUCCUGUUGAAUCUGUAGUUGCUUCUGGCAAUAUAUUUGUCGGGCAGACAGAGUCUCCACUGCUGGUCCGACCGUAUUUACCACACGUCACCAAGUCCGAACUUCAUGCGAUCAUGACCGCUGGGUUCUCUACCAUUGCUGGGAGCGUCCUGGGUGCAUACAUCUCUUUUGGGGUUUCAUCCUCUCACUUGUUAACUGCGUCCGUCAUGUCAGCACCUGCGGCGUUGGCUAUUUCUAAACUUUUUUGGCCCGAGACAGAAACACCUAAAAUAACCCUCAAGAAUGCCAUGAAAAUGGAAAGUGGUGAUUCAAGGAAUCUCCUAGAAGCCGCAACGCAGGGAGCAUCCUCAUCCAUUGCCCUGGUGGCGAACAUUGCUGUGAACCUGAUUGCCUUCCUGGCCCUGCUGUCCUUUGUGAAUUCAGCCCUGUCCUGGUUUGGAAACAUGUUUGACUACCCACAACUGAGUUUUGAGAUAAUAUGCUCCUACAUCUUCAUGCCCUUUUCCUUCAUGAUGGGAGUAGACUGGCAAGACAGCUUUAUGGUUGCCAAACUCAUAGGAUAUAAGACAUUCUUCAAUGAAUUUGUGGCUUAUCAGCACCUCUCAAAAUUGAUCCAUUUAAGGCAAGAGGCUGGACCCAAAUUUGUGAAUGGCGUGCAGCAAUAUAUGUCGAUACGUUCUGAGACAGUUGCCACUUACGCUCUCUGUGGUUUUGCCAAUAUCGGUUCCCUGGGAAUAGUGAUCGGCGGACUCACAUCCAUAACUCCUUCCAGAAAGCGUGACAUCGCCUCUGGGGCAGUGAGAGCUCUGAUUGCGGGGACCAUCGCCUGCUUCAUGACAGCCUGCAUCGCAGGCAUGCUCACCAACAGUCCUGUAGACAGUGGCUGCCAUCACAUUUUGGAAUAUGCCUUCAACUCCAGCUUAGCUGGAGACACGACCAAUGUAGUAUCUUGUUGCCAGAGCCUCCUGAGCAGCACCGUUGCCAAGGGUCCUGGUGAGGUCAUCCCAGGAGGAAACCACAGCCUGCACUCUUUGGAGGACUGCUGCAGAUUGCUGAAUCCAUCAACACUGAACUGCAGUUGGAUCCCUAAUGCAUUUUGAGCUCAGCUACUUCUCCCACAGAACUUUCUGCUUUGAGGAGGGAAAAAAAAAAGCUAUUUCCACAGAUUGAUACUUCUACCGUGGAAUCAGUUUUAAAUGGAAAGAAGACAAACAGCAGGGAACAUUUCAGAUCUACAGAACCUCCCUCCUCCCCUUCCCUCUCAUCCCCAACCUCUCCACUACUGAGAAUUACCCACUGUGGUGUGCCAAAGUGAGGUGCUGUCUCCAGUCCCCAGAAUGUUUUCUGUCUCAGAAGGAAAUUCUGGAAACAAUGGUGAGAUGCCUUUUAAUGAAAUGCUCAUCACCAGUGCUCUUAAUGGCAUAAAGACUACACUGUAUAAGAAAACAGAAGCACUGAUGACUGGAUUAAAAGGGGAUUCACAUAAAAGAAAGAAUAUGAAAAAGGUUUUGGAAUACCUUAAGUAAUUUAUUUGUGCUUUCACUUUUGCUCAUGCAAGAGAGUAAUUUUUUUUUAAUCCAUGUGUAGUUGAUUUUGUGUUUGUGUGUGUGUGUGUGUGUCUCUGUGUGUGUGUGUCUGUGUCUGUGUGGUGGUGGUGGUGAAGUAGGGUCCUAAAUGCCCAAAGAACCCCUUAUCUCUGAAGUACAAUAUACUCGGAUAUUUCUAAUUAUUGAUCACUUGUAUCAUAUUUUUCUGGGAACUUAAUGUGCCCUUUCAGUACUUAGACUUGAUCUUAGAGAAAUGUAUUUACAUGUCUUUUUCUUCUGUUCUCUAUGUUCUGAUGUGAGCCUUCAUAAAAGCCUAUGGCAUAGUGUAUGCCGUUUGAUCAAAAUAUAAUGCAAGUUGCAUGUAAUUUAACAUUUUUUAGUAGCCACAUCGAAAAGGUAAAAGAAACUGGUAAAAUUAAUUUUAACAAUAUAUUAUUAUAUUAGUAAGAUAUUAAUUCGAUGACAUAUUUUACAUUAUUUUUAUUGAAUUAAGUCUUUAAAAAAUCUAGUGUAUAUUUUAUACUUAGAGCAUAUUGUGAGACACUAAAUUUUCAUUGGCAAUACUUGAUCUGUAAUUAGAUCUCAUAAAAUUUACAGUUGAAAAGUAAACUUAAAUCCCCAAGUUGUUCCAAAUAACAUCCAAAAGUUUCCAAUAA